ACAAUGCGCGAGUGAAAUAUAAUGCCUAAUGGAAAAUAUGAAAACACAAUAUGCAAAUUAACGUGAUUUUUGUAUUAGGUUAGGUGUUAAAGAAUAUUUAAGUUAUGAAUUAAAUUCAUUAAAAUUGUGUUAAUUUCUGAUAAGAGAAAGAAAGAGAAAGAGGUCGAAAAGAGAGAGAAAAGGGAGAGUGAUAAGAGAGAGAGAGAGAGAGAGAUUGACUGUCAAACUGCUGUAGAUUUAACAAAAUUUACUUUCAAUUCGUAUAAAAUAUUUUUCAGAGAAAUAAAAAAAGGAGAGAAUAAUGUAAUUUAUAUUAUCAUCGUGAAAAAAAUUGCAUUUACCGAGAAUCAUUCAGAAUUUGAUCUGAUAUAUGUACGAAUUGAGAAAUACGAAUUUAAAAACUCGAAAUGACAUCUAAUAUUGUAUCGAGUGACAAUUGGAAAUUAAAAUGUAUUUUGGGAACUGGAGGCUUUGGAAUUGUUGAACUCUGGGCACACGUCCAGAAUGGCGAAAAACUCGCAAUAAAAAGAUGCAAAUGGAAUUAUUCACAAUUGACUCCAGUGCAACGAAAAAGAUGGGCUAAUGAAGUUGACAUAAUGAGACGCUUGAGGCAUCCAAACAUUGUAAAAACAGGAUGUAUCCCAUUCAAGCUUCGAAAUACAGAAGAAAACCUGCCAGUCUUGUGUAUGGAAUAUUGCAAAAAAGGAGAUUUAAGAAAAAUUCUAAAUCAAUCAAAAAAUUGUUGUGGAAUUGUUGAAAUAGAAGCAAUCAAAAUAAUGACUGAAGUUUUAUCAGCUGUGGAAUAUUUACAUUCACAAAAUAUAACUCAUCGAGACUUAAAACCAGAGAACAUAGUCUUACAAGAGGAAAAUAAUGUGCUAUCAUAUAAAUUGAUAGAUCUUGGAUAUGCUAAAGAACUUGGAGAAAUGAGUACAUCUGCCUCUUUAGUCGGCACACUAAAUUAUGUUGCUCCGGAACUUCUUUGGAAAGAGAAAUAUAGUUCCUCUGUUGAUUACUGGAGUUUAGGAAUAUUGUUUUACGAACUUGUAACUGGAACAAGACCAUUUUUACCAACAAUGCAACAUACCAUGGAAUGGAUGAAACACAUUCAGAAUAAAAGCUAUGAUGAUAUUUAUGCCUGUGAAAUGGAAGGAAAAGUCAUUUUUGGGAAAGAUAUUCAAAAUCCAACUUAUUUAUCAAGUUGUCUCCGAAAUAAAAUGGUUCAAUGGUUCAGAGUAGUUUUACAAUGGGAUCCACAUAAAAGAGGUAGAAUAAUCGAUGAAUCCGGUACAUCUCAUUUAGUGGUAUUUACAAUGUUGCAACAUGCAUUGUCAAAUAAGAUAAUAUACAUUUUCUGCGUGCCUUUUUACAAGAUUUAUACAUACGAGAUUGAUAACGAUACUACUAUCAAAGAUCUUCAGUUAUUAAUAGAAAAAGAUACUAAUAUUGAAGUCAAGCAUCAAACACUAACAAAUUAUAGUGGUGUUAGGCUUACUGAAAGUACUGUAUCAGUCAUUUCGCAAACUAAUGACCACAUUUUCUUUCUCUUCAGAAACGGAUAUUGCUUAAUAGAAGAUGUACCUAGACCAAAUAUUCCUGUAGCAGUGGAAAAAAUGAUAAUACAAUCAAAAAAUGAAUUAAAUUAUGAAGUAUUGACAGAUUAUUAUCGCAACGCGAUAUACUUCGCGACUAAAGAAGUAAACUUAUUUCAAUUAUACGUUUUUGCUCUAAGUAUAAAUAUAGAUUUAUUGCAUCAAAAAAUUGAUGUGUUUAAUACAAACAUGGAAAUGACACUGGAAAAUACAAAGGCCCUUAUAGAUAAAGUGCAUAUAAUUCGUUUUAAAUAUAUGAACUUGGGAGAAGACGCGAUUGAUAGAAAAAAAGCACAGACCUAUUUUAAUAAAGUUGAUAAAUUGAUUAGUGCAGCCGAUCAAAUAAAGAUGCAAUUUAUGUCGUUGAAGAAAGAUAAUGAUAAAUUGAGAAAUAAAGCUCAAAGUAUCGAUUGUAUGAGGGAUUUAUCAAAAUUAUAUGAUAAGAUGUGUAAUAUAUAUUUGGAAUUUAAAAAAGAAAGUCCUCAUAAGAUAGCAACGCCACUGGACAUGGUAAAAUUAAUGUUUUCAUUCUUGACUACUCGCGAAGCAUUGCUUCAUGAUAAAAAUAUAAUCGACAUUAUAAGGCAAAUAGAUAAAUUAAAUGAUGGAUUGUUAAAGCUGCAAAAAAUAUUCAAUUCUGUUACCGUCAUGACGAAAUUAUAUUGGAAAGAAUAUCAGUUAAUCGCACAAUCGGACGUGUCUCCUCAGUCUAACAAUCAAUCCUUGAAUAUUUCUACCACUGAGUUAGAUAAGGUUAUCCAACCAGAAGACAAUAUAAUAUAUGAUAAUUUGGUCAUACGUUCCAGAUUAGACAAAUUGAUGGCUGAAAUGCAGAAAAAAUAUAACAAAAUAGUUAAUCUGGAACUAUGAUUAAAAAUAUAAAACGCGCACAUAUGUGUAUUUUAAUUUAUAUAUACUUAUAAAGCAAGAGUGUAACAUAUUUUAAUGUAUUU
Molecule: messenger RNA, 2545 nt
Organism: Cataglyphis hispanica
Lineage: Eukaryota; Metazoa; Arthropoda; Insecta; Hymenoptera; Formicidae
Gene: IKKbeta
Product: inhibitor of nuclear factor kappa-B kinase subunit beta-like
Exons: 12
Coding region: 408-2462 (684 amino acids)
Biological process (GO): tumor necrosis factor-mediated signaling pathway; positive regulation of transcription by RNA polymerase II; peptidyl-serine phosphorylation
Cellular component (GO): IkappaB kinase complex; cytoplasm
Molecular function (GO): ATP binding; IkappaB kinase activity
Source: RefSeq, a predicted model, not a curated record